GUUAGUACCUUAUUGGUUCCGGUUCUACCCCAACUUUCAGAUUUACAUCAAUUAUACAUGUUAUAAUCCCAUCACAACAACAAAAAUCAGCCAAUUUCUAAUUAGUCACAAGUUGUAUUUGGGCCAUCAUUUCAGAAAAAAAGAAAACAGUCAUUUGUACAUUUCAACGGAAUUUGUGUCAUGGAUUGUGAGAUAAGAUGAUGAAGAGGAUGAUGAUGAUGGAAACCCCUCCACCCCCUCUGGGUGUUUCUAUAAAUAUGUCAAUAAGGGUAGAGUAAAUCAGUAAUAGUGCUCAUUUUCAGGUCAAUACUUGUGAAACCUGACCCAGCUGAGGCCAUGCAUGUCCUGAUUGUCUUCGCCUGCUUCAUGGCCUCCGCCGCCCGCAGCGCGCCUCUGCGGGAGAGCGCCAGCGCACUUGUUGAGGAUCCGCAGUUCCAGGAGAUCCUGCAGAGGAGCCGCAGCUUGACGCACAAGAUCCUGGACUCCAUAGCCGACACGCACAGCUCCUGCGUUCACACAGAGACUCUAAAGUUGGAUUCUUCAGACAUCGGCAGGUUUUCAACCAUGGCCACCAACAUUGGCUUCCCCCCGGCUCCUGUAGUGGUUUCAGAAAACUUCACUCUGGAAACCGUUUUGAGAGUGAUGCAUGAUGGGCUGCAGCUGCACCAAGGGUUACUGAGCUCCAUCGCCCCUCGACUAGCAGAGAAAGGCAAAGUGGUUGCGUUGAUGUCCGAUGUCAGAGAUCUAAAAAACCAGAUUGCUAAGAUGCAGAAAAUGAACCAAUCGCACACUGCAGCGCCCCCCACGUCGGGCUCAGUGGAACUGCGCCUCCCGGGGGAAUUUGAGGUCAAGGUGGCGGCUCACCUGACCCUGGUCCAGCUGCAGGCGUUCAGCCGGGACGUGGAGCGUUGCCUCAGGAGUCUGGACCGCAGCGCCGACGACGACAACCAGAGCUGACCAAAGAUCGUUGUAUUCUUCUUUCGGCCUGAGCUGAAAACCUACGUUGCCGGUUUUGUUAUAUUUAUUGAUCUGCUAUUUAUUUGUUAAAUCUAUUUUUAUUUAUAUAUUUAUUUCUAGAGACAGAUUGUAUUUAUUUAGGAAAUCUAUUUUUUUGAAAAACCUUUGCACUCGUCAGACAUAUGACCAGCUAUUAACACACAUAUUAGUGAGUUGUGGGAACAUAUUUAAGCAGCAGUAUGUAACCUUUUAAAAAAAUGUUUUUUUUAACAUAUUUGUUAAAAUUAUCAUUAUGUCAUGACAGUAUAAAACACAACCUUUGAAAAAAAAAAAUACAGCUUCUCCCAAUACCAAAUGCAGAAAUUCACCACUCAGAAACAACCAAUCAGAGCGAGGAGGGUCUCAGCGCUGUCAAUCAUUCUCGUGCCCAGCUCCUCCUGAUUGCACUUUGCUACGCUACACCUGGUUCUCCACAACAUAGAAUGCCAUGAAUGCUAAUGCUAUUUAGCAUAGCCACUGAUGACAGUGGAUUAACAGUUUUUCUGUAACAGUAAGGAGGUUGAUUUACAGCGCUAAGCCCCACCUCCUGGCUCUGAUUGGCUGAUUUUGACCCGGAGCGAUGCAAUAUUAGCACUAGGAGGAGAUGGAGGACCUCAAUUUUUUCAGAUUACUUGUCUCAUAAAAUAAUGUCACAACAUUUUGACAGUUUUAAUAAAUAUGGAAAAACACAUUUUUUGUAAAAGUUAUGAACUACAGCUUUAACGACGAUUAUAGAUGGUGUAACAUUUAAAAAGAAACUAUUUUUGUAUUGCUAUUUAAAAUCUAAUAUGUUGUUAUUUUCCUACAUCCCAAUACAAAAAUAAAACUGUUUUUCUUGAAAAUA
This is a messenger RNA of Xiphophorus couchianus (Monterrey platyfish), 1840 nucleotides long. RefSeq names its product colony stimulating factor 3 (granulocyte) a (gene csf3a). NCBI's taxonomy places the organism in Eukaryota, Metazoa, Chordata, Actinopteri, Cyprinodontiformes, Poeciliidae. Gene Ontology annotation, molecular function: cytokine activity. Gene Ontology annotation, biological process: positive regulation of myeloid cell differentiation. Bases 337 to 957 code for a protein of 206 amino acids. The record is from RefSeq and is a predicted model, not a curated record. The transcript has 5 exons.